Molecule: messenger RNA, 1503 nt
Organism: Ipomoea nil (Japanese morning glory)
Lineage: Eukaryota; Viridiplantae; Streptophyta; Magnoliopsida; Solanales; Convolvulaceae
Exons: 4
Coding region: 1-1503 (500 amino acids)
Biological process (GO): telomere maintenance; DNA repair
Molecular function (GO): DNA helicase activity
Source: RefSeq, a predicted model, not a curated record
AUGUGUUAUGCUAGAGGUUUAGUUGAUGAUAACAACGAAUAUGUUGAUGCAAUAGAUGAAGCCAGUCAUUGGACGUCGGGAGAUCAGUUGAGGAGAUUGUUUGUUACAUUGCUAAUGAGCAGUUGUAUGGGUAAACUGGAAACAGUUUGGAAUGCGGUGUGGCCACAAUUGUCGGACGAUGCACAAUUCCAGAUCCGUAAACAGUUGUCAAAUACAGAUUUUGUGCUCAUACAAGAAGAAUUGUCAUAUGACUAUGUUGCUCAGGAGAAAGAGAACCAGGAAUUGGUAAGUCAGUUAACAGAAGAGCAAAAGGUCAUAUACGAUGAGGUGUUAACAAAUAUUGAUGGCAAAGCUGGAGGGUUAUUCUUCGUUUAUGGUUAUGGAGGGACUGUUAAGAUGUUUCUGUGGCAAGCAUUGUCCUCCGCUUUAAGGUCUAAGAGGGAAAUAAUAUUAAAUGUUGCAUCUAGCGGCAUAGCUUCUCUUUUAUUACCAGGUGGAAGAACUGCACAUUCUCGGUUUGCCAUACCGAUAUAUGUUAAUGAAGAUUCCACUUGCAACAUAAGUUAUGGCAGUCCAUUAGCAGAGCUUAUUGUUCAAAGCAAGUUGAUAAUAUGGGAUGAAGCUCCAAUGAUGCACAAAUUUUGUUUUGAAGCCCUCGACCGAACUAUGAGGGAUUUGUUGCGCUACAAAAAUCCAAGUAGUUAUGAAAUGACAUUUGGUGGUAAAACAGUGGUUUUUAGUGGCAAUUUCAGGCAAAUUCUACCAGUAAUUCCAAAUGGUACAAGACAGGAUAUUGUUCGGGCGAGCAUAAAUUCCUCAUAUCUUUGGAAAUCCUGUAAAGUAUUUAGGUUAACUAAGAAUCUACGCCUACAAAGUGUACAAUCACAAAUUGAGGCUAAAGAGAUUGAGGAGUUUGCAAACUGGAUAGCUAAUAUAGGUGACGGAACUGUUGGUAAUUCAAGUGAUGGGGAGGCAGAUAUUACAAUUCCCGAUCACUUACUGCUGAAGUGCAACGAUGGUCCUAUUGCUAAAAUUGUUGAUAGCACCUUCCCUCUUUUUAGACGUGGUAUUGGGGAUCUGACAUAUCUCAAUGAUAGUGUUAUUUUGGCUCCAACAUUGGAUGUGGUAGAUAGCAUUAACCAAUACAUGAAUGAUCAUAAUCUGGCUGAGGGUAAGAUUUACUUGAGUUGUGAUUCUGUUUGUAAGUCAGAUUCAAAUGUAGAUUUGUUAGCGGAUUUGCACACUCCCGAAUUCUUGAACGGGCUGAGAUGUUCUGGAGUACCAAAUCAUGCUGUGACAUUGAAAGUUGGGUCACAUGUUAUGCUCUUGAGAAAUAUUGAUCACACACUUGGAUUAUGCAAUGGUACAAGGAUGAAGAUCAUUGCUCAAAUUCAAAGCGUAAACUUCAAUAUCACCCAUACUUUUACAGAGAAGGUUACAUCAGAUAUGUUCGAGAAACUACUAAACCAGGUAAAAGGAAUCAUACUGAUCACAAUAACAUAG